GAGCAGAGCAGCCAUAACCGAAAGCUCCCCACUGUGAACUGCUCCGAUCGUUACUAACCAAAAGUUGAUAAACCCAGGCCUCCAGAUCUCCUGCUCGCAACAAUGGGUGCCCCGGAGAGUGUUGAAACGUACCGUUUCGGCCUGGACGAAGCGUAUCGAUCUCUCCCUUGGCUCUACCUGGCCUUCGCCUCCCUCUGGUUACUCUCAGCUUGUUCUUGGGCGCUAAACACCCACAAAUACCGCCAUUUUCAGGUUAACAAUUUGCAGUGGACUCUUGCUUCUGUCCCAUUGAUUAAAGCACUACAACUCAUCCUAUCCUUUCUAUUUUGGUAUCCCUGCUUUAAUCUUCAGAUAUGUUCUCUGUGGAUGUCAUUUGGGGUGUAUGUGACUGGUGUUCUCUUUCAGACAGCUUCUUUUAUGUGCUUCUUGCUCAUUUCAUAUGGUUACUGCAUAACAUGUGAGCAUCUUUCAGUACAUGAGCGCCGGACUAUAGCUACACUUGGAUGUGUCUUUUACUUGACGCUUGUUGGUUAUAGAGCUUCAGUGCCUUACUUCACAGUCCUUCUGCUGCUUAUUUAUUUUAUUUCAUUUUAUUUAAUUUUCCAUCAUAUAUCUCAAAAUCUAGUUGUGUUGCAAGAACAAAUGAGUUUUAUUGAGGAUGAGGAUGUCCAUGCAAUGCAUGAUGCAGUUCAUACAAAAUACAUUAUGUUCAAGAAAUUUCAAACUGCAAUGCAUUUGGUAGCCAUGGCAGAAAUUGUGGUAUAUAUUAACAUGGAGGACUCAUCAGAAAAUUACUGGCUUCGCUUGUUUGUUCGAGAAUGGGCACAAUUUUGCAUUUUUCUAUAUAUUGGGUGGACAUUUAGGUCACAAGACUUGGCACCACGCUUCUCUGUUAUGCCCACUCUAAAAUCCAUCAGGGAAAUAGUCCUACCUCCCAUCUAUAGCAUUGAAAUGGAUGUAGCGGCUUUUAAAGAAUUUAAUAAUCAUGAAUGGCACAUUGGUGUGCCAACUUCUCCUCUCUCUGAUGAAAGCUUCAAAGAUUCAGUUUUGGUUAUAAUUCAGCACCCGCAUGUACUCAGAUCAACUUCAGCAAACACCUCCACUUCAGGCUCAACCAGUGUCUCUACUAAUACCACCACAUAUUUCAAUCAAGAUUCAUGUUUAUGCAGGAGUUAAAAGGAAUGAAUUGCUGCUGCUGUGCUCCAUGAUUGAUCAAAAGAAGAAUCUACUUCAACCGAUAUGCCCCUAGGCAUAUGACUGUGCAUAGCAUAGAAAUCACACUUUGAAAAGGGUGGACAAUUAGCUAGAGCAGCAGGGCUCACCUGCGUGCUCCUGCUGCGAUCUGCUGCUGACUGUCUGCAUUUUCUUUUCUUUUUUUUAUUUGUUUUUUUUUUUUUGCCUUUUUGUUCUUGAUACACAACUUUGCUAAUGAAAACCCUAGAGCAAAUUCUAUACCUGGUGAGAGUGUUACUUCCUUUGCCCAGACCAGAAAUUGCAACCCACCUGUUAAUGUAUCUGAACAUUGUCAAUUAAUGAAAAUGUCAAAUUGUAUA
Molecule: messenger RNA, 1553 nt
Organism: Malania oleifera
Lineage: Eukaryota; Viridiplantae; Streptophyta; Magnoliopsida; Santalales; Ximeniaceae
Exons: 9
Coding region: 103-1176 (357 amino acids)
Source: RefSeq, a predicted model, not a curated record